Messenger RNA from Sebastes umbrosus (honeycomb rockfish), 1896 nucleotides. Its product is annotated as C5a anaphylatoxin chemotactic receptor 1-like. NCBI's taxonomy places the organism in Eukaryota, Metazoa, Chordata, Actinopteri, Perciformes, Sebastidae. Gene Ontology annotation, cellular component: membrane. Gene Ontology annotation, biological process: neuropeptide signaling pathway. Gene Ontology annotation, molecular function: G protein-coupled peptide receptor activity. The record is from RefSeq and is a predicted model, not a curated record. The transcript has 2 exons. Bases 215 to 1186 code for a protein of 323 amino acids.
AUAUAGUUUGACAGCACUAAAUCAACUUCUUGUUAAAGGUAAACCUUCCCCUCAUACAUACCAAGACCACUAGCGUGUGGGCACAUAAAACUAGGUUGUGGCUUUCACAAAAACCACAUCCAGGACAUUCAGCCUCAACACAAGAGGAAGCACUUUUAUCUUUCAGUUUUGCGUCAGUUAAGUCUCAUCACUUCUUCGUCUUCCCCCAUCCACGAUGACGGUUGACGACAGCUUCAACGCCUCUUGCUCCCUCUUCUUUAACUCCUCCAUCAACAACCGCUCCUCCUCUGGAACGCCUCUGACCUCCAGCCUCCAUCCCUGGUACAUCAUUGCCGGUGUGAUUACUGCAGUCAGUUGCCUGCUCGGUAUCCCCGCCAACAUCGCCGUGAUAGUAAAACUCAGUCGGCAUCUGCACGGCUCCUCCAUCUCGCAGCGGCUCUUCUUCAACCUGGCGGUGUCGGACCUCCUCUGCCUGCUCUGCUUGCCCGUUGGCGUGGUCAUUUUCUUCUACAGUCCACAUUUGACACACGGAGUCUGUCAACUUCUCUUUUACUUCUUCUUUUUCUGCAUCACCUCCGGCUUGAACAUUCUGGUGCUGAUAAGUAUUCAGAGGUACUACCAGGUUCUUCACCCCAACAAGUGGGCCAGGUUGGGCCGGAUAUGGCAGCGUUUUUUACUGUUCACCGUGUGGAUGCUCGGAGCCCUGGUGGCUCUUCCAGUUGUGUUUUUACUAGAGGAGAAAGCCGAGGACGAGUGGACUUACGGUCAUUCCUGCAGGAAUCAGAGGAUCACACCGGUGCUCGAAGCAUUCUACAUCUUAUUUAUAGUUUCCAGCCAUCUAGUCGUGUUGUCUUUCUACCUGCUGCUAGUUAGAGGGGUCAAGCGAACUCAAAUGCCCAACAAGAAACAGCCCAGAGUUACUGAACUUUUCAUUCGAAUACUCGCCGUCUCUCUGGUCGUCGGCUUUUUUCCUCUCGUUCUUCGCAUGCUGUAUGUGGCUGCGCUUUUCACCGCGUCGAACAAACUGCUCCAAGUUAGUAAGAUGCUGACGUUUGUGGAAUGUUUUUACUUUUUCAAUCACUGUCUGAAUCCAUUCCUGUAUUUCUUUGCCUCUCGGCAUCACAGAGGAGAAAGCAACACAAAGAGAAAGUGUCUCCUCAUGCCCCUUAAUGACAACUUCGAAUAAGGUCCCUGCAUUAUGAAUGGUUUUAAACUCCGUCAUACUAAUGUGUAUUGAUAGACAUUGAUAGUAAAACUCUUGGGAAAACUGAAUACAGUGUCUCCCUUUUGUAUGUACUGUGCAAUUCGGACUGAAUUCAUCAACUUAAGUACAGAAACGUCUCUAGGACAUUUGUGUUAUUUUCCUGUUGUUUGUCGAUGCUGCCUCUAUCUUUUAUCUCUUACUAUAUUAAUUUGUAAGCUUAUGUUUUUUCAUCAUUACAGCGUCUCAUAAAACAAUUAAAUCAUAAUUAUCUGAUUGUGUUUUACAUUUUUUUGCAUUGUUUUUUAUUGGACUAAUUGAAAUCUUGACCAGAAAUCUUGAUGAAAAGAUAUGGGUUGACCAAACAAUUCAUCCUGAGAGGACCAUGAAUGUCUGUACGAAAUUGAAUAGCAAUCCAUACAAUAGCAGUUGAGAAAUGUCACUAAAAACCACAAAUGUCAACCUUGUGGUGGCGCUAGAGAGAAAGUCAGAGAAUCAAUAGACUCAUUAGGAUUCAUCAUCUGGAGACCAUGAAUGUCUGUACAUAAUGUCAUGCUAAUCCAUCCAAUAGUUGUUGAGAUAUUUCAGUCUGGAGUGGCGGAUGAUGAAAUGGUUGUAUUUUUCUUGGAAAACUUCUCACAUAUGCAAAGAUUUAGCAGUGUGUGUGUGUGUGUGCGUGUGUGUGUGUGUGUGUG